AUGUCCGCCGGCAACGAAGAAGUUAACACACAGAGGUUCCAAUCAUCAAUCGGGACAUCAUCUUCCUCACUCCCCAAACAGCACCAGCCGCCGGCUCCAUCUUCUCCUUUCCUGAUGAACCAGCUCGACAUACCACAGCUGAACGUGCAACAGUUUCGCGGCCAAUUUCGCCAACAGGCCUCCCCAAACGCCGGCCUCGACAUCACCGGAAGACGGGCCGGCAUUCCGCCAUCCCACCCCCAAAUCCCCCCUGUUUCCCCUUACUCACAGAUCCCGCUGGGCCGCCCUCAGGCCGGAAUCCAGAAUUUCUCCACCAGCCCAAGCCCGGCCCACAAUCGGUCCCUCUCCCAGCCUUCCUUUUUCGCCCUCGACUCUCUUCCCCCUCUCAGCCCAUCCCCUUACCGAGACUUGGCCCAGAGUUCGAUUCCUGACCAGACUGAAGCAACUACAUUAUCUGCCCAACUUACUCUACUUCAGCGAGAUUCUGCUGGACUGACUAGCCAAAACAAUGAGCUGAAAUUUCGCUUGCAGGCCAUGGAACAACAAGCUCAACUCCGAGAUGCUCUAAAUGAAGCACUUACGGCAGAGGUACAACGCCUGAAGCUUGCAACUGCCGAAUUAGCUGGAGACACCUCCAAGUUUCAGCAACUUUCAAUCAGCCCCCAAAUGUUUCAGUUGCGCCAACAGCAAAUGGCUCAAAUGCAAAACCAACAGCAAAAGCAGUCACAACAAUCAAACGGUAUUGGCUCCGCAAAGAACGAGUCGAACAAAUAA
Striga hermonthica is the source of this 774-nucleotide messenger RNA. The record is from the annotation of a GenBank genome assembly. NCBI's taxonomy places the organism in Eukaryota, Viridiplantae, Streptophyta, Magnoliopsida, Lamiales, Orobanchaceae.